AUGAGUUGGAAAGCUACUUAUGAGUUCAUUUUGUCUCUUGAAAAUUUUAGAAACAUCGAUUUAUUCGAUCAAGGUGUUUACUAUAUGGAAUUCAGUAUAUACUAUUAAGACAGUUAAUAAAACAAGCAAUAUGCGACUCCUUAUCAUUACACGUAGAAUAAUUUAGGAUUUAAAUCAUAGAGCCAUUAUAGUGAUUAAAGUAUAUUUGAGGAAUCAACUAUCUUAGAUAGCGAACAGAAGUUCAAAAGCAAGGUUUUUAGUAUUAGAUAUUGCGAAGAAGAAGUUCGUAUGAAUGAUCUUUGCUGCUUCAGAUCAGAAGUGAAUGCAGAUAAUAAUUACAAAUUAACAGAAUUUUACUUAGAAUGCGAUCUAAUUGCAGCAUUUACUACAGAUCCAGAUAAAUAUAAAACAGAGCCAUUAAAAUUCGAAAAGUUAUCCAAAUUUAGAAGCAUCAUUAGAUACUCCUCAGAAGGAUUGCAUGAGUUUUUGCCCAUAGUCUUUGAUAAAAUGCACUUUUGUGUGCUAGAAUGCAGCUUUCAUUCUCUGCUUUUGGAUUUUAAAUUUAGGAAUCCAGAAUUCUUGUUUUCAUAGAAUUUGAUACAAUCUAAUCAGGAGAAGAGAGAAAGAUCAAAGUCAUUUAUUGAAAAAAUAUUUAAAAGUAGAAGUAGUUAGAAUGAGGAUCUAGAAGACACAGAUGAAGAUGACAAUUAACUGACCUAAGACACUCUUUCUAGCAACUCUGAAAAAAUUAAAAAGAAAGAAAAGGUUAUAAAAGGAGCUAAAUAUAAGAACAUUAAUCACUUUAUUUAAGAAGUCACAUUUAAUUUUUAAAAAGAAUCAGUUUAAAGCUUCUAUUAAUUCUAUGUUGCACAUCUCAAGAACUAAUUCAGCAAACUUAAACGCAUUUUGGAUGAAGUAUAAGACUAUUCAGAUCCUUCUAAUGAGGAUAUAAUUUAAAUGCCUCAUCCUUCGCUGAUAUAAAUAAAAGAUGUAGAUGCAAAUAGCUUAGAAUAUUACAAUUAACAGAUCAAAGAUUAACAAGAGUUCGAAAGUUAGAAUAAAAACCAUAAUUUUUCAUCUUUCUCCACUAAAUUUGAUAGUAAUUCAACCUUUAGUCAUCAUUAGAGGCCACCUAUUUAACAUGGAGUCACUUAAAAGAAAAAGAAAGAACAUUUGAAUGAAAAUGAAUAAAAUAUAUUUAUAAAUGAUGUACAAAGAGAAAUUAAUUAGAUAAGUGGAAGUUUAUUCCAAAUUUGGUCACAGUUUAUUGAUUUGCUUGUAUAAAAGCACUCCAAGUUGUUACAAAAAUACAUGGUUGAGAAUAAUAAAUAAAUCAGCGAAAGGUGGGGAGAAUCGAUCUUUCGUCAGAAAUUGACAACAACUGACUUAUUCACUUCUUUAGAAGACUACACUUCAACAAAUAGCUAAAUAGCUAAAUAAUUCAGAAAGAAAUUUUACUUCAACAACCUAGAGCCGUUAACUAUUGAGAACCUCGAGAUGUUUCCUAGUGCCCAAGAACAUCCUAUUUUCUUUCAAGAAAUAUAUUAGAAAAGAUAACCUAGUUAUGUGUUUGAUGAGAUUUUGUAAGACCCAAAUAUCCUUUCUAAUCAACAGAAAUUCGGAAAUCAUUUAAUCAUUUUGUGUCAUGGAUUUUAAGGAAAUAGCUAUGACUUGAGAUCGAUAAAAAAUAACUUGAUUAAGCAAUAUCCUACCGCUUACUGCUUAAGCUCUAAAAUAAAUGAAGAUCAUACAGACAAAGAUUUAGAUUUUCUUGGAAAGAACCUAGCUUUGGAAAUAAGAGCUUAUAUUGGUAAGAGAUACAUCUAAUGUUUGACCAAAAUGACUUUUAUAGGACAUUCAAUGGGAGGAGUAAUAGCUCGUGCAGCAUUACCUUAUUUGCAAGAUUAUUCUACAAUCAUGUACUCUUAUAUAUCUAUAUGUUCACCUCAUUUAGGAUGUUAUGCAAACUCCAACAAGCUAAUCGAUGCAGGUUUAUGGAUUAUGCAAAAAAUACACAAAAGCUAAAGUUUAUUGCAAUUAUCUAUGAGAGAUUCUGAUAAUAUCGAAGACACCUAUUUAUACAAAUUAUCUACAAAGCCUGGUCUUAACUGGUUCUAGAAUGUCAUGUUUAUAUCAAGCUUUGACGAUUAAUAUGUCCCAAUUCAAUCAGCAAGAGUACUCACCAUUCCUAACGGAUCGAAAUAUCACAAUUAAAUGGUAGAAAAUAUUUCCAGAAAUUUUAAAUGUGAAAAUAUCUAUAGACUUGAUGUAAACUUUAAACUAGAUAGUUCAAUAGAUAAAAUGAUUGGAAGAGCUGCUCAUAUUCAUUUUCUUGAGAGUGAACCAUUCUCUUAAAUGUUAUCGUACUGUUAUCCCGAAUUUUUCUAAUGA
Tetrahymena thermophila SB210 is the source of this 2391-nucleotide messenger RNA. RefSeq names its product serine esterase, putative. The transcript is spliced from 9 exons. Lineage: Eukaryota; Ciliophora; Oligohymenophorea; Hymenostomatida; Tetrahymenidae. The record is from RefSeq and is a predicted model, not a curated record.